This is a messenger RNA of Myxocyprinus asiaticus (Chinese sucker), 1507 nucleotides long. RefSeq names its product gamma-aminobutyric acid receptor subunit pi-like. Gene Ontology annotation, biological process: regulation of membrane potential; chemical synaptic transmission; signal transduction. Gene Ontology annotation, molecular function: extracellular ligand-gated monoatomic ion channel activity; neurotransmitter receptor activity; GABA-A receptor activity. Lineage: Eukaryota; Metazoa; Chordata; Actinopteri; Cypriniformes; Catostomidae. Bases 131 to 1507 code for a protein of 458 amino acids. The transcript has 10 exons. The record is from RefSeq and is a predicted model, not a curated record. Gene Ontology annotation, cellular component: GABA-A receptor complex; neuron projection; synapse.
GGAUGUUAAGGGAAGCUCAAUGUCUCUCUGGACCCGUCUUGUUUGUAAAUCCUGAUAUUUCUGAGAAAUGCACUUAUGCGCACGACGCCACAGAUAGACUACAGUGGACUGCGGCUCUCACCCUCUCACCAUGACUCGCUUAAACUCUUUAUUUGCCCUCAUCUUCAUCAGCAGGAUUCUGGAGAACUCUCUGCUCAGUGCGGAGGUGAAAGAAGGAGAGAUUCUUCCUCCAACCAUUCAGAAGCUGAUGAAGGGAUACAACAAAUACCUCAGGCCAUUCUUUGACAAUGGUCCUGUUACAGUAGGCAUGAGUCUUGACAUAGCCAGCAUUGAUACGAUAUCAGAAAUCAACAUGGACUACACAGCAACAAUCUUUCUGCGGCAGCGUUGGACAGAUGAGAGGCUGGUGUUUGAAGGCAAUAAGAGUUUGAGCCUGGAUGGGCGACUCGUUGAACUGCUGUGGGUUCCAGACACCUUCAUUGUGGACUCUAAGAAGUCCUUCCUCCAUGACAUAACAGUAGAGAACCGACUGAUCCGGAUCUUUCCCAACGGAACGGUUCUGUAUGCACUCCGGAUCACAACUACCGUUGCCUGUAACAUGGAUCUCACCAAAUACCCCAUGGACAAACAGACGUGCACAUUGCAACUUGAGAGCUGGGGUUAUAACAUCAAUGACGUGAUGUUUUACUGGGCACGUGGGAAUGAGUCUGUGAGUGGGUUGGACACACUUCGACUGGCCCAGUACACCGUAGAAGACCACUACACUUCUGUUUCUGAAGCCGUCUAUGAGACAGGAAAUUAUCCUAAGCUGAUUUUCCAUUUCGAGUUGAAGAGAAGCAUCCUGUACUUCAUCCUGGAAACUUACGUGCCCUCCAGUCUGCUGGUUGUUCUGUCCUGGGUCUCUUUCUGGAUCAGCCAAUCAUCAGUUCCUGCACGCAUUUGCAUAGGUGUGACGACUGUCCUGACUAUGACCACACUGAUGAUGGGUGCCAGGACGUCUCUGCCCAAUGCCAACUGCUUCAUUAAAGCCAUAGACGUGUAUCUAGGCAUCUGCUUUAGUUUUAUUUUUGGAGCACUAAUCGAGUAUGCAGUGGCCCACUUCUGCACUCUACACCAUCCUGACUGCAAUCACGCACUGAUGUAUGGUCAGCACAUGCACAAUUGUGAGGAGGAAAUGAACGGAAUCGUCACCACCAUCGCCAGCCAAUCGUCACGGGUAAAGAGGCGUAAAGACCCUCCAGCCCCAACAACCACACCGACCACCGCUGGAGAGCCUGGUCUCGUGCCCUCCAGCCCGAAUGCCAGCGAGGACAACACACACGAGGUCAAAGAGGAGACAUUUAACCGCUGUGCAAAAAACAUUUCCAUCUUAUGGAAGAUUCUGAGAUCUGCCAACUGCUGUCACGUGGAAAAUCCACAUUACAUAGACAACUACUCACGGUUAACCUUCCCGCUCUCAUUCAUCUUUGUUAACCUGCUCUACUGGACUUACUACCUGUACUUUUAA